CCGCCCCGCGCCGUGCGCGGUGACGUCAGGCCCCUGCUCGGAGGCGAGGAGACCCCGCAGAGCUGCCAACGCCCGGUGCGGACGAGGUUCUUAUUGGCCUGGAUAGACUAACCAACUCCAGCUAUGCAGACAAUUAAGUGUGUGGUCGUGGGUGAUGGUGCUGUUGGUAAAACAUGUCUCUUAAUUUCUUAUACAACAAACAAAUUUCCAUCGGAAUAUGUACCAACGGUGUUUGAUAACUAUGCUGUUACAGUGAUGAUUGGUGGGGAGCCAUACACCCUAGGCCUGUUUGAUACAGCAGGACAAGAAGAUUAUGAUAGAUUACGACCCCUCAGCUAUCCACAGACAGAUGUGUUUCUGGUCUGUUUUUCAGUGGUUUCUCCCUCUUCAUUUGAAAAUGUGAAAGAAAAGUGGGUACCUGAAAUUACUCAUCAUUGUCCAAAGACUCCUUUCCUGCUUGUUGGGACCCAGAUUGAUCUCAGAGAUGAUCCCUCAACAAUUGAGAAACUUGCCAAGAACAAGCAGAAGCCUAUAACUCCAGAGACUGCUGAAAAGUUGGCCCGGGACCUGAAAGCUGUCAAAUAUGUGGAGUGUUCUGCACUCACGCAGAAAGGCCUAAAGAAUGUAUUUGACGAGGCGAUAUUGGCUGCCCUGGAGCCUCCGGAGCCGAAGAAGAGUCGCAGGUGUGUGCUGCUAUGAACAUCCCUCCGCAGUCCCUUCUGCAAAGCUGGUGUUUGAUGUCAUACUAAAAGCAAUGUUUAAAUCAGACUAAGGAUACAAAUUUUAAAACAUGGUUAUUUGGGGGGUUGUUUUUUGCGCAAUAAUGACAAAUGCCCUGCACUCCCAUCUCCCCCACACGUUCCCUGUGUGAGAUGAGAAUGUUAGUGUUCAUUCCCGGUGCCCCUUCCAAUUCAGUUAAAGACUAGUUAAUUUUGAGUAAUUAUGUAUUAUCAGAAAACACUGAUCAGUACUAGGUCUUUGUUUUGUUUUGUUUACUGUUUCUAAUUUUUGUUUAAAGUCCAGGCAUGCUUGUGACUUGUUCUGUAACAGACUAAUUCUGGGCAGUCUUACUGAAGCCUUGUCCCUUACGCCAAGUUGGCAAGACUUCUUUGAUUCUUUGAGCUUCUGAGGCUGUGCUGUGGUUGGUUGAGCAUGGCAGCCUGGGUAUGAGCAUAUUUUGGUCCUCCAAACUGGUUCGGGAAACUAAGAAGUCCCAAGCUGGUGCUUCUCUAAAGAGGGGUGUAGAGCACUUAUCUGCAUCUCCUCUCAAGUUGCCUUGUAUCUCUUCCCUCACUCUUCUCUGAGAAGGUCAGAAGUUUCCACCCUGUCCUUUCUAGUUUGUGAAACCUUUGGAAUAAAUUAACUGCUGCUUUACUUCUGGAUGCACCAUUAGACUUCAAACCUGGUUUGCCACAUGUGGCUCAAUCUUCACAUGUGGGAUGUCAUCACGAUAAGAAAUAAUUGUACCUUUUUAAGCAUGUCCAGCUGAUUUUCAGUUGGUUUUUAACAAAUGAUCUUUUGCCAACCAGUACAUUUUAAGAAUGAGCUUACAGCUACCAGCAUAUAUGGUGUUGCUGAGACACUUCCAUACAGAGCCUCUGGGAGUUGGAGGUGGUGCUGAUGGGUGCAUACCUUACAGAAUGAUUAAGCAUCCUUUUAGGAGGGGUGGAAAGAGAGACCUUUGGUAGGAAAGAAUUGUGGGGGAGGGAUCUCUAGUAUUUAGUGUGGCACCAUAGGGACCAGUUAAGGGAAUCCCCUUUACCUGCAUUGUGCUUGUAAGUAACCCUGGAGCCUGUAAAGAGCGUUCCAGUCUAAUGAUCACAUGUCGGAUCUUUAUGUAGACGCCAAUGUUCAUAGGGAUUUUACCAAAACUAUAUUUUGGCUUGCAGAAAUCAAAUUUUUUAAUACUUGGGGAAUCUUCUCCAUCUUCCCCAAACUCCUAAUUCUUGUAGACUCACUAGUGUUGAACCAAUGCUUUUUCAUGUCUAAGUUCUUUGUAUAUGCAUUCUUUUCAGAUGUAUUAAACAUAAAAUAUCUUCACAAGCCU
This is a messenger RNA of Gavialis gangeticus (Gharial), 2047 nucleotides long. RefSeq names its product cell division cycle 42 (gene CDC42). Gene Ontology annotation, biological process: small GTPase-mediated signal transduction; modification of synaptic structure. The record is from RefSeq and is a predicted model, not a curated record. Gene Ontology annotation, cellular component: dendritic spine. The coding region runs from base 124 to 699 and encodes 191 amino acids. NCBI's taxonomy places the organism in Eukaryota, Metazoa, Chordata, Crocodylia, Gavialidae. Gene Ontology annotation, molecular function: GTPase activity; GTP binding. The transcript has 6 exons.